Molecule: messenger RNA, 2144 nt
Organism: Epinephelus moara (kelp grouper)
Lineage: Eukaryota; Metazoa; Chordata; Actinopteri; Perciformes; Serranidae
Product: ribosomal protein S6 kinase alpha-6-like
Exons: 8
Coding region: 1-996 (331 amino acids)
Biological process (GO): protein phosphorylation
Molecular function (GO): protein kinase activity; ATP binding
Source: RefSeq, a predicted model, not a curated record
AUGCACGGGGGCUCGACCAAGUUCUCCGAUCUUUAUGAGCUGCAGGAGGACAUAGGGGUCGGCUCCUACUCCAUUUGUAAACGCUGUGUACACCGAGUCUCUGCCAUGGACUAUGCUGUGAAGAUUAUAGACAAAAGUAAGAGGGACCCCUCUGAGGAGAUUGAAAUCCUGAUGCGAUACGGACAGCAUCCCAACAUCAUCACUCUGAAAGACGUAUAUGAUGAGGGCAGGUAUGUGUAUCUGGUGACGGAGCUGAUGAAGGGAGGGGAGCUGCUGGACAAGAUCCUCAGGCAGAAGUUUUUCUCCGAGAGAGAGGCCAGUGCUGUGCUCUACACCAUCACCAAGACUGUUGACUACCUCCACUGCCAAGGGGUGGUACACCGAGACCUGAAGCCCAGUAACAUCCUAUAUAUGGAUGACUCGGGAAAUCCUGACUCCAUCAGGAUCUGUGACUUUGGAUUCGCCAAGCAGCUUCGAGGAGGCAACGGCCUGCUCCUCACCCCCUGUUACACCGCUAACUUUGUGGCACCAGAGGUACUAAUGCGGCAAGGUUAUGAUGCAGCCUGUGAUAUAUGGAGUCUUGGAGUUCUACUGUAUACCAUGCUGGCAGGGUACACGCCGUUUGCUAAUGGGCCAAACGACACACCAGAGGAGAUUCUACUCCGGAUAGGAUCUGGAAAGUUCUCUUUGACGGGUGGCAACUGGGAUACCGUAUCAGACACCUCAAAGGACCUGCUGUCCCAUAUGCUCCACGUGGACCCUCACCAGCGAUACACAGCAGAGCAGGUUCUAAAGCAUUCCUGGAUCACCUGCAGAGAUACGCUACCGCACUUCCAGCUCACACGCCAUGAUGCACCACACCUCGUCAAGGGAGCCAUGGCUGCCACCUAUUCAGCACUGAGCCAGAAGACAAGUCAGACGGUGUUGGAGCCUGUGGCAGCGUCCAGUCUAGCCCAGAGACGCAGCAUGAAGAAACUCACCUCAACAGACAUGUAGUGACUCACACACCGCUUGCCCUCCUGUUUUGACCUCACUCUCAGUUGGACUCUAAUACGCAAACAUGCGCACAUACACACACACACGCACACACACACAGACUGAAGUCCUGGCCAGUCAGACCUACUGUCUCCCUUUUUAAUCUAUUUAUUUGAAACACCCAACAUAUGCACGCAAACAUGCACACCCACACUGGAGUAGGUUGCAUUGUGAAGAAGUCAGCUGAAGAGGAAGAGGGGAAACUCACAUAUCUGUUACUGCUGGGGAGACAGACUUGUAUUUAUUUCCACAGCUUUCAUAUGCACUUGCCCUCCUCGCCUUUCAUUCUCUCUUCCUCGCGUUGGGGAAGAAACGCACCAGCUGAUGUUCUCCUUCACUGUGAUUGGCUGAUUCAAAGCUGCUUCGGUAAACUGUGCCCCACCCCCCCACCCCCUCCACUGCUCUUCAUCUGCGCUCUGCCAUGCUCCUCCUCCUCAGUUCUCCCUCCUUUUCCCUCGUUUGCUUUUUGCUGUCUUAACUUCUUUUCUUCAAAGUGAAGUAAUGGUUUAUGUGUGAGAGUGUUGGCAGGAUGAUAUUGACUGAGGGACACUGCAAGACUGUUUCUCCCCUAAAAAAAAAAAAAAAAGAUAUGAUUCUGCUUGUGGCAGAUUAAAAGGUCCCUCAGGGUCAAUAUCAUCCGCCAGCACUUUUGUUACAUAAAUGCAUGUGUGGACAGAACCUGUGUUUCUUUUCCCCUGAAAUUCACAGUCUGACUCAUGUUGCUUUGUGAUGCUAACAAUGUAUCAAAAAUAAGCUGCAGAUGGACAAAAGAUAAUGUCUGGAGUUCAAAGGUGAAACAUUGUGGUAACGAUGAAAGAAAUUCUAGUUUGCAAAAAAUAUAUAAAUAUAUAUAAUGAAGAUGUUGAAGAUGAAGAGCAUGUGGGGGAGCUGUAGGGAUUUCUCUGGGGGGGACGGGACGCACCCCGUCGAACCAGAGAGGCUGAAUUUAAAAAAAAAAAAAGAAAAAAAAAAAAGAAUUUCCAUGGAUAUCUCUUCAAAAAGACAUUGUGGAAAUUGUAUGAUAUUGUAUUUAUUUCAUUUGAUUUUUAAGAUUCUAUUUUUCUUUCAAGUUCUGUAUAUAUUGACAUUAAAGAUCAUUAUUGACAUGC